Messenger RNA from Glycine soja, 2147 nucleotides. Its product is annotated as transcription factor TCP14-like. The transcript has a single exon. Gene Ontology annotation, molecular function: sequence-specific DNA binding; DNA-binding transcription factor activity. Gene Ontology annotation, cellular component: nucleus. Bases 439 to 1701 code for a protein of 420 amino acids. NCBI's taxonomy places the organism in Eukaryota, Viridiplantae, Streptophyta, Magnoliopsida, Fabales, Fabaceae. The record is from RefSeq and is a predicted model, not a curated record.
UGCCCUCUCCUCUCCCUUAUCCUCUAUCAUUCAUUCUCUUUCUCUCUCUCUCUCUCUCUCUCUCUCUCUCCACACAGAGAACAACUCAGCUUCAAGCUCCCAUCUGAAAGGAAUUCCAUGCUCCACAAAACACACAAACAGAGAAAAGAGAGACCCACUAGCCCACUAAGCGAUACAAAUUGAGGGUCACCUCAUCACCUCCUAGCUACUACACACAAACACAACAACAUACAUAGGAAAAAAAAAAUAUAGAAAAAGAAAUCUAGUGGCAGUACUACUACUACUUCCACUAUAGCUACUAGCUACCAGAUAGGAGAAAGAGAAAGAGUGAGACUUUUUUUUUUUAAUACCCCACCAAUUCAUUUAUUUUUCUUCUUUUUUUUCAUUAAAAAAAAAAAGUGCUUAUAGAGAAGCUUGGUUAUAUGAGAUAACAAGAUCAUGGAAUUGGAGGCUGAUCAUCAAAAUGGGAUCCGAAGCAGGCCCAAUUUCCCUCUGCAGCUGUUAGAGAAAAAGGACGUUGAUGACGUCACCGAACAACCUUGUUCCACCACCAGCGUGGUAACUACUGCUGCUGCUACUAUUACUUCUGGUAACAACGACCUCCACGUGGCGGAGCAGUCGAAGAAGCCUCCGCCAAAGCGGAGUUCCACGAAAGACCGCCACACGAAGGUCGAUGGGCGAGGCCGCCGGAUUCGCAUGCCAGCGGCCUGCGCCGCAAGAGUGUUCCAACUCACGCGUGAGCUGGGACAUAAGUCUGAUGGUGAGACCAUCGAGUGGCUCCUCCAGCAGGCGGAGCCGGCGGUCAUCGCUGCCACAGGCACCGGCACCAUUCCCGCCAACUUCACCUCCCUUAACAUCUCCCUCCGCAGCUCCGGCUCCACCAUGUCGGCGCCUUCUCACUACUUCCGCGGAAACUACUUCAACCCUAGCACGUUCUCCACCUCAGCCGCCGCUGCUUCCGCGGCGGCGGUGGCACAGCUAAGGAGCCGCGCGGAGUGGGACCGGAACAUGAGCAUGGUGAUGGAGGAUUCUCGUAGGAGCAUGCUGGAGAACACUUCUUCCAUCUCCGCAAUUUUGAAUUUCAACCCUAUGGGUAACGUCAAUGUAAUUCAACAAGCGAAACAAGAGCUUCGAGAAGAAUCCGCCGCCGCCGGUGGCGGCGGCAGUCUUGAUUCGGUGGCUUCGGAUUCCGAUGGAAGCUUAGGGAGAAAGAGAAGGCCAGAGCAAGAGCUAUCACAAAUGGGAAGCUACUUGAUACAAUCAAGCACAGGGUCGCUUCCGUCGAGCCACGCUUCCAAUACGGCGGCGUUUUGGAUGGUGGCCGGUCACGGCAACCAAGCCAUGAGUGGUGGUGGUGGCAGCGAUGGUAGCAGCGAUAAUCCCAUUUGGGCAAUUCCCUCUGUUGGGAAUAGCGGUGUGUAUAGAGGAGCUAUGUCUGCCCCAGGUGGCAUUCAUUUCAUGAAUUUUGCUUCUCCGAUGAACCUUAUCCCCGGAGCUCAACUAGGUUCCGCCAUGGUUGGGGGCGGAAGUGGUGGCGGCAACAGUGGUUCUCAACUUCUAAGUGAAAGUAACUUAGGCAUGCUUGCAGCCCUUAAUGCCUACAGGCAGAUUCCGGCUAACGGCGUCUCGGAGUCUCCGGCCAGCGCCGGGCAACCUCACGGCGGAGACGAUGGACGUGAUUCCUCCGGUCAACAUUCCUGAGGGUAAAAAUAAUCACAAGUGUAUGAUCUGAUGCUAGCUUCUUAAUUUUUCUUUUAAUUACUAGUAUAUUAUUACUAGUGCUACUAUUACUACUAUUAGUUCUACAACUAAUUAGUGGUUUCUAUAAUAUAUAUAUAUAUAUAUAUAUAUAUAUAUAUAUAUAUAUAUAUAAAUAUAUUAAAUACGUAAUUAUAUAUGUUAUGUCCAUUUGCAAAAACAUGCAAGAAGCGCAAGUUUGAUUGCUUAUUGAGUUCAGUUUGUGGUGUGAUUUUUUUGCUGAGGAUGAUCAUGUUAGGGUUCAAUACGUAUACUUUAACAAUGGUACGUAUUCCACUACAUUUUCUAUAUAUAUGAAGGUGUUUAAUUUAGAUAGGUUAGAUUCUUAUUAACAAUCAGAUCGUUUUUUUAUGGUAUGGGAUAUGAUUAAUUUGUUGCUUGGUGCUGCA